Messenger RNA from Conger conger (European conger), 5420 nucleotides. It is a transcript of the gene map3k4, whose product is annotated as mitogen-activated protein kinase kinase kinase 4. The record is from RefSeq and is a predicted model, not a curated record. The transcript has 27 exons. Gene Ontology annotation, biological process: protein phosphorylation; MAPK cascade. Gene Ontology annotation, molecular function: ATP binding; protein kinase activity. Lineage: Eukaryota; Metazoa; Chordata; Actinopteri; Anguilliformes; Congridae. The coding region runs from base 207 to 5021 and encodes 1604 amino acids.
AUGAUCUGUGUCAGUCCUUCGAUGAUUGCUGGUAAGAUGGCGUCGGCGCACACACGGGCGAGUCUGGAUUCUGCAGGCGGAUAAGAAAGUGAACACCGAGGGCGUCGAUUUAUACAGACCUUGCAAAAAAGUGCAUACCGCAAUAGUAUUACAUAUAUCAUGUUGGGUUCCAUGCACGGCUAGAAAAGAGCCACCCUCGCCUUGGUAUGGAGCCCCCGGACCGCAGCGAUGAUAGCAGGCGGGACCGUUCAGCGGAACAUGCGCUGGCCCGGAGUUCAGAGGUGGAAGAAAUUUGGGAGGACUCCAGCGAGGGAGAGGAUGCCCCGUACAGCGAGUCUCCGCCCUGCACCCGCCGGCAGAUGAAGCGCAUGUCCGGCAAACACCAACGCAACACCUCCGGCAGGGCGCCCGGGCGCUCGCCCAGCAAAGCAGAAAAGGUGGCUCCCCUCAGCCAGGCCGCCAGCAGGGAGCGGGAGAACGCCAAGCCGACGGAGGCCGCCCCGGAGGAGCCCAACUACCGGCAGGGCAAGAAGCAGCGGGCCGCCCUCCGCAACACCGAGCGCGACCACAAGAAGACGUUCGAGGGCUCCUUCAUGCUGGACCCGCUCUCCAAGCCCGCCUUCGGAUCGCUGGGCAUGGAGCCGCGGAAGCCCUACCUCAGCCUGGGCUGCGGCAGCGCCAAGCUGCCCGUCACCAUGCCCCACCCGCUGGCCCGCACCCACCGGCAGACGUCGCGCACGGACUGCCCCGCCGACCGGCUCAAGUUCUUCGAGACGCUGCGGCUGCUGCUCAAGCUCACGUCCAUGUCGUCGAAGAAGAAGGAGCGGGAGCGGGAGCAGCGCGGCCUGGAGAACACGGGCUUCCUGGGCCAGAACAACGAGGUGAUCUGGCUGGAGCUGCAGGCCUGGCACGCCCGGCGCAGCGUCUCCGACCAGGACCUCUACCUCUUCACCGCCCGCAAGGCCAUCCCGGACAUCAUCAGCGAGGUGCUCCACUUCCGCGUGGACUACCGCAGCAUGAGCGGGCCGCCGGUCGAGGCGCCGGCGACGGACGCGCGGGGGGGGUUCACCGGGCACCUUUUGGGGAUGGCCGCGGGGCGUCUCGGGGGGUGCGAGGGGGCGACCGCCGGGGCGGACGGCGCCUUCAGCGGCUGCGAGUCGGAGACGGGCGGGGAGAGGUUGGGAGAGGGGGAGGGAGAGGGGGCGGAGGACCCCUCGACGCCCCUGGGCGGGGCUCCGGACUGCCGGGAGCACCUGCAGAGGCAGCGGCUGGCCUUCGAGCAGGUGAAGCGGGUGAUGGAGCUGCUGGAGUCGGUGGAGGCGCUGUACCCGUCGCUGCAGACGCUGCAGAAGGACUACGAGAAGUACGCCGCCCCGGACUUCCAGGCCCGGGUGCAGGCGCUGUGCCUGUGGCUCAACAUCACCCAGGACCUCAACCAGAAGCUCCGCAUCAUGGGCACCGUGCUGGGCCUGCGGGACCUGUCCCGCCUGGGCUGGCCCGUCUUCGACAUCCCCUCGCCCCGCUGCUCCCGGGGCAACGAGGACGACGACGAGGACGAGGACGACGAGAACGACUCCACCGCCACCUUCACGGCGGACAGCGACCCCGAGGAGGGGCAGGGCGAGGGCGAGGGCGAGGGGGACGGAGAGUCGUCCCCCUGCCUGACGCCCAAACUGGCCCGGCUCCUGUCGGAGGACGAGCUCCUGAUGGCGGCCGGCGGGGGGGCCCAGGAGGCCACGGCGCCCCUCGAGGGUGGGAGCCGGUACUGUCCCACCUCCAUCUACAGGCCGUUUGUGGACAAGGCCCUGAAACAGAUGGGCCUGCGGAAACUCAUCCUGCGGCUCCACAAGCUGAUGGACCGGUCCCUGCAGAGGUCCCGCGCUGCUCUGCUCUUCCACACACCCCCACAGGAGUUUUCAGAGUUCCCCGACCCCCUGGUGUAUAGCGACUACCUGCCGGAGCUCGCCCGGCACCUGUCGUGCUGCGGCCUGGGGUUCGAGGGCGCGGGGACGGAGCGGGUCUCCUGGGUGGAGCUGCUGGCCAUGGAGCUGCCUUCCUUCCAGCCCGCGUUCCUGGUUCUGUGCCGGGUUCUGCUCAACGUCAUCCACGAGUGCCUGAAGCUGCGUCUGGAGCAGAGGCCCGCCGGGGAGCCCUCGCUGCUCAGCAUCAAACAGCUGGUGCGUGAGUGUAAGGAGGUGCUGAAGGGGGGGCUCCUGAUGAAGCAGUACUACCAGUACAUGCUGCGGGGGGUCAUCGAUGACCCCGGCGGCUUGCAGACCAACGCCAACAUCGACGACUUCGAGGAGGACCUUCACAAGAUGCUGAUGGUGUAUUUCGACUACAUGCGCAGUUGGAUCCAGAUGCUGCAGCAGCUGCCUCAGGCCUCCCACAGCCUGAAGAACCUGCUGGAGGAGGAGUGGAACUUCACCAAGGUCAUCACCCCCUACAUUAGGGGAGGCGAGGCCCAGUCUGGAUGCCUGUUCUGUGACAUAGCCGGAAUGCUGCUCAAGUCCACCGGAGAGUUCCUGGACGCAGGCCUUCAGAGGAGCGGUGAUGAAUUCUGGGAAAGCGCGGAUGACAGCACUGCCUCCGACGAGAUCAGGCGCUCGGUCAUCGAGACGAGCCGCUCUCUGAAGGAGCUGUGCCACGAGGCGCGGGAGCGGGCGUCCAAAGCGCUGGGGUUCGCCAAGAUGCUCCGCAAGGACCUCGAGAUCGCGGCCGACUUCAGCAUCACCGCCGGGAUCCCCGGCCUCCUAAAGGCGCUGAAAGCCAAAAACUGCGUCAAGGUGCAGAUCCCGGGUCUGGAGGAGCUCCAGGUGUUCGUGCCGAGCGCCCUGGUGUCGCAGCGGCCCGUCAUCCUCCAGCUCCUCAACGCCGCGGCCGGGAAGGACUGCUCCAAGGAGCACGACGAGAUGGCGGACGACGAGGCCUACCUCCUCAUGAGCAAGCAGGGAGCCGGGGACCCGCCCGCGGAGGCCGACUGGGCUCGGUGGGACGGGCCGCAGCUGCGGCUGGUGCCUCAGACGGAGACCGUGGACACGCUCAGGGCCAUGAAGGUGGAGAACCUGCUGCUGGUGGUGAUGCAGUCGGCCCACCUGCUGACCCAGCGCAAGGCCUUCCAGCAGAGCAUGGAGGACAUCCUGGCGCUCCGCCGGGAACAGACCUCCAGCCAGCCCCUCAUCGCCGGAGCGCUGGAGCAGCUAAAGAACGAGGCCCUUCAGCUGUGCAUUAAGAUCAACACGGCCAUCGACCGGGUGGAGUACAUGUUCACGUCCGAGUUCGAGGCAGAGGUGGAGGAGCUCGAGUCGGCCACCUUGCAGCAAUACUACAGGGAGGCCAUGAUCCAGGGCUACAACUUCGCCUUUGAGUACCACAAGGAGGUGGUGCGCCUGAUGUCCGGAGAGUUCCGGCAGAGGAUCGGCGACCGCUACAUCGCCUUUGCCCGGAAGUGGAUGAACUACGUCCUGACCAAGUGCGAGAGCGGGCGGGGCACGAGACCCAGGUGGGCUACCCAAGGCUUUGACUUUCUGCAGGCGAUUGAACCCGGUUUCAUUUCAGCACUGCCUGAGGAUGACUUCCUGAGUCUGCAGGCCCUGAUGAACGAGUGCAUUGGUCAUGUGAUCGGCAAGCCUCACAGUCCCGUCAGUGGACUCUACUUCGGUUCAAGGAACCCCCGUCCCGUUAAGGUCCCCCGUUGUCAUAGUGACCCCGCCAAUCCCCACCUGUUCAUCCCCAACGCAGACAGCUUCAGCUCUCGGAGUCUACCCUGUGACCUUCGGACCCCGCCGUGCCCCCCAGGCCCCCGCCCAGCCCCUCUGGGUCCCGGGGAACCUGGCCCCUCCAAACCACCCAGCACCACCCCCAAUGACCUCAGAGGAUCAAAUCUUCACGAGAACGACCGGCUGUCGUCGGUGGCCGCGGAGUUCAAAUCCCUGAGCCGCCACUCCAGCCCGACGGAGGAUCGAGAAGAGCCCUCGUACCCGAAGGGAGACUCCGGCACCUCGGCCCGACGGAGCUGGGAGCUUCGGACCUUCAUCAGCCAGUCUAGAGACACGGCGGCCGGGCAGAGCCCCAUGGAGGCGGUCCGGCGCUCCAUCCGCUCCUUCGAGGACAAGCGCUACGCCAUCAUGAAGCAGCGCAACAUCAUCGGCCAGGUGUGCCACACGCCCAAGUCCUACGACAACGUCAUGCACGUGGGCCUCAGGAAGGUCACCUUCAAGUGGCAGAGGGGCAACAAAAUCGGUGAGGGUCAGUACGGCAAGGUGUACACCUGUAUCAACGUGGACACUGGAGAACUUAUGGCCAUGAAGGAGAUCAGGUUCCAACCCAAUGACCACAAAACCAUCAAGGAGACGGCGGACGAGCUGAAGAUCUUCGAAGGCAUCAAACACCCCAACCUGGUCCGCUACUUCGGAGUGGAGCUCCAUCGGGAGGAGAUGUACAUUUUCAUGGAGUACUGUGACGAGGGCACGCUGGAGGAGGUGUCCCGGCUGGGCCUGCAGGAGCACGUGAUCCGUCUCUACAGCAAGCAGAUCACCACGGCGAUCAACGUGCUGCACGAGCACGGCAUCGUGCACCGCGACAUCAAGGGAGCCAACAUCUUCCUGACCUCGUCGGGCCUGAUCAAGCUGGGCGACUUCGGCUGCUCCGUGAAGCUGAAGAACAACGCUCAGACCAUGCCGGGCGAGGUGAACAGCACCCUGGGAACGGCAGCCUACAUGGCUCCUGAGGUCAUCACCAGGGCCAAGGGCGAAGGCCACGGGCGGGCGGCGGAUAUCUGGAGCCUGGGGUGUGUCCUCAUCGAGAUGGUGACGGGGAAGAGGCCAUGGCACGAGUACGAACACAACUUCCAGAUCAUGUACAAGGUGGGCAUGGGCCACAAGCCCCCCAUCCCCGAGAAGCUGAGCACUGAAGGGAAGGACUUCCUGGGCCACUGCCUGGAGAGCGAGCCCAAACAGCGCUGGACGGCCAGCACCCUGCUGGACCACACCUUCGUCAAGGUUUGCACAGAUGAAGAAUGAAGUACGCCUGUCCUGGACUUUCCACCUUUAAAAGAAAUAAAUGUAAAAAAAACAAAAAAAAAACACCCCCCAACCCCCAAGCACUACUGUAAUAUGAAAUUAAAUAUGAAAUGUAAUAUUUACAAGGAACUGCGUUCUCAAUAAUUGGGCAGAAGAGUGAGAGGCUGUUUUUAAGAGGGUGUUGACGGACUUUGGCGGUCGACAUUCCCAGCAUGCAACUGUGGGGAUGGUUGAGCGGAUGUGGCUCUUACAUUGUACAGUUCCGGGGGCAUUGCAUUGUACAUACUGUAAGAAUGGGAAAGGGGUAAUCCUUGUAUAAAUACUGUAAAGCUGAAGUAAGCCAUUUCUGGAUCUGUUGUUCUUAAUGAUGACUAAUAAUAAAAACAAAAAGAGACAAGA